AUGGUGUCACUCUUCUCUCCUAAGCAUCAAAAGUUGGUAAAUCAAUGCUAUCCGACCGGUAGAACACCUGAUAAGAAGCCGAAGUCAUCAGAGACGUCGUAUUUAUUGUAUUAUGUUAAUUCAAGGAGAACGAAAUUAGAGAAGGUGGGUGCCUACCUUGUUAAGCGGACAACGACUGAUCUCAAUCAUAGGCGUAUCGGCAAUGUUAUGGUAACUUUGGAGUUAUUGGACAAAAUUAUUGUCAGUUGUAAGGAGAACCUAAACGUGUUCUUAAAAGAGUUUUUGGAUAUAAUGAUUAAAACUUUGAAUAAUAAUAACUUUAAUAUUGAUGUUAGCGUUGUAGAGAAGAUUGAGACUGCUUUCGGUAGUAUUUGUCAACAUUUGGAUGGUGUUCUGUGCAAUGGAGAUUUGGAGUUUAUUCAAAUGUACGAAACAUUUGUUAAUAUCUACUUUCAGGUUGUCACCGAGAGAUUAAAAAAUGAUGAUUUGUUGAUGAAGGGGUGUUUGGAUAUAUCUAAGACUACUAGUUUGGCUAGUAAUCCACAAGUGAGUGUUUUGAUGGCUCGGGCUGUCGAACUGGCGUUGUGUAAGUUCCAAGAAUUACACCUCCGCUUCCAAGGGGAGUAUUUAGAUGUAGACUUGAGUCCGAGUGAAAGACGUCUUUCUAGGUCACAAACGCAUGUUGCUGGGCUUGAAGAAGUGCAGAACCCGAUGGACUAUUCUGAGAUGGCAUUACAGUCAUUUUUUAAUACAACUGAGACGGAUAAACUUUCUAUAUCUAUACGUGCACUUAUUAAGCGGUUGAUCGAAGUCCCGAAUAAGGACUUGUUGCAAUAUAUCUCAAAUAGAAUUCCGGUGCAAUUGAGGUAUAUUAUAAUUUUGUUGUUUACGCGGGCGCUAACUACUCACGAUGAAAGCUCCGUGGUGCUUCUGAAAUUGAUGACCACGUUGCUUGUUUCCGAGGUAAGCAUUAUUGGCCUAAGCGUUCUGGACUUCAUGAGGAAGAUUACUGCGUUCCAAUUGAGUAAUACCACUCACCCACAGAUUGUAGAUGCGUGCACACAGACAAUCUCAGCACUGAACAGAAAGUGCUAUUACAAAGAUCAGUCAUUGGACAUGGUGUCUGAGCUUUUGUUGAAAUUAAAGGAUAUCUCUUCACCGGUCCACAAGGAGAUUCUUAUUGGUGACUUGAAUGCUAUUUUGAAGACCAUAUCCGCCCCGUUCAUCACACUGGACGUUUUCUUGGAGGUCGCUCCGUAUGUGGAUAACCACCUUGAACUGUUCUCUUUCGUCACUGAAAAGAUCCCUGGUGGAUUUGUUAUGAAUAUGUUCUUCCGGUAUUUGAUUAACUUAAAAUCCAAGGACGAACAAGAAGCGAUUCUCGACGCUGCAUUUGCUAAAUUCAAGCAUUUCACACUAUUUUCUGGUUUGAUAUGUUUCUUAGAGGAAGGAUACGCGCGCAACAAUGUCUACUACUCAUAUCAUAUGCGCGCCGCUAAAUUCCUAGAAUUGGAGGACUACUAUGAGCAAGCACUUCGCAAGAAACGAGAAAACGAACUGUUCACAAGAAAAGAUUUAGUUAACUAUUAUUCGGACCCAGGUUGCAAUAAAUAUGCCGAAAAAGGAUUACGUAUCCUCAUACUCCAAACCAACCGGGUCUCUUCAACUGAUCUUGUCUUUGAAACUCCUCCAGAUGGGGACGUAGUUGAUAGUAGCAAGUUCCCGUUAACUCCAACAACUUCACAACUUCAAUCAAAAAUGUUAUCCAAUAGCGAUAUCUCCAUAAAAUCCCUGGAUAAAUUGAAAACUCCCAAAGUCAGUGAUUUAAAAAAGGCUGCCAGAGGUAUACGGCUAGCUAAAUCUCAUGGUUCACUGCAUGCGUCGCAAUCGAUCAAGUCGAAAAUUACAAACAUUACAUUCCUACUAAACGAACUAAAUAAUGACCGUGAUGCGGCUGGUGUCGAAGACUCCGAAUAUGCACAAGCAGACAAUUCAAAUAACUUAGUAAGCCCUUCACCGACAUGUCAAAUGCUCAGCGUUGGUACGCCAAAAAAAAUUUCACUUGAUGAUUCUUUUCAUGAUGCAUCUGCUGACGUUUCCAGCACCUUUAGGGGUAAAUUGUUUUCAUCAUAG
Molecule: messenger RNA, 2133 nt
Organism: Eremothecium sinecaudum
Lineage: Eukaryota; Fungi; Ascomycota; Saccharomycetes; Saccharomycetales; Saccharomycetaceae
Gene: EFR3
Product: Efr3p
Exons: 1
Coding region: 1-2133 (710 amino acids)
Biological process (GO): protein localization to plasma membrane
Cellular component (GO): plasma membrane
Source: RefSeq, a predicted model, not a curated record